AUGGGGAACCAGGCUUGUUCCUGCGAGCGUGCAUCCGCCCGUGACAGCCCAGUGUUCGUGCACAGGUGUAUGUUUGGGCUUUCAGUUGUGAAGGUGUCCGAUUUCCUGAGAAUGGAGGGGCGACCGCUAUGCCACCAACAGCUCCAACAGCAAGGGCUUCUGCAUGAAUGGGUACCAAGCAUGUUCUUGAUCUUUGUGUCCCAUCAGUGGCUCGGCCGCUUCUGUCCCGAUCCUGAUGGCCAGCGCAUGCUUCUUCUGCGACAGGCACUUCAAGGGCUGAUCGAUGGUUCACUGCAGGUCGAGCCCCCGGUCGUCGGUAUGAUCUAUGGCACGGCGGAGGAGCUGUCCCCAGACAUGCGCCGGGAAAUGGCCAAUGGUUAUUUGUUCAUGGACUGGUUCUCCAUCCCGCAGAUCCACGUACGGCAGGAAGGGGUUAGCGAAGAGAUGUUGAAGAUAAACCAAGAGCUCGCCAUUCAGAGCAUCCCAGCUUAUGUGGAGUCAGCUAGCCUCUUUCUGGUGCUGGCCCCGGAGAUGCAACACACCGAGCUCGAAGUGAUCUGCAACUACACCUCUUGGCUCUCGCGGGGGUGGUGCAGGCUGGAACUUUGGUGUCGCCUGCUCGCCAACAGAGCAGACACGUCCGUCAUCAUUUUGCAUUCUGCAACGGAAGCGGAGUUCAUAUUUCAGUUCGACUGGCAGCACAAUACAAUACGCGAUGGUGAGUUUACCGUCGAGUCGGACAGGGACGAAGUGGCGAAGCUUGGCGUAGUGGCUGUGGAAAGCAAGAUCCGCCACUUGCAGGCCCAUGGACCUAUAGAUGCAUAUCGCUUCUACCUGGCACACCGCCCCACACUCCUGGGCUUCGCAGCUCAGGAUUGGUCUCUCGAGGAGUUUUUGCAGCACUUCUCGUUUGCAAGCCUGGAUGAAGCCCUCACCACUGACAGUGGCAUGGAUGGCACUCUCUGUGCCCUCUUCGCUGGGGAUGCCAACAUUCUGCGACUUCUUGUGGAGCAUGGUGCCGAUGUGAGCCGCCCUUUGCGUGGCUUGAACAAGCUUGGUUAUUAUGACAGUAUGUCACCUCUCGCUGUCGCCACUAGGUCGAACCAACACCCCGUGCUUCUGAAAGCCAUGCUGGAGCUUCGUGCAGAUGUGAAUGCUCGGACGCAUGCUGGGGUGACUGCCCUAUGCUUGGCCCAGUCCCCGGAGCAUGUUCGUAUUCUGCUCGAAGCCCGUGCCGACCUGCAGUCGCCAGGUCUCCCCGUGGGCAUUACCCCCCUGACUGCAGCGAGCUGCUUUGCCAAUGUCGAGACGGUGGCGGCCAUGCUCGCUGCCAGGUGCAAUGUAAAUCCUCCGAUGGAGGGUUUUGGUUGGAGUCCACUCCACGGGGCGGCUUUAUUUGCCAGGGGAAACAGGCACUCGCCCGAGAAAGCGCGAAUGCUACUGGAUCACCGCGCGGACGUGAAUGCGCGCGCUGUCACAUCAGGGCUCUUCAAGUGGGUUUGCCGCUUAGCCCGGGCUCAGACCGCACUUUCCGGCUUCAGUGCCUGUGCAGCAAAGACCCGCUUUUUUGCGAGUUUGGACGGGAUUACACCUUUGGGGAUGGCGGCCCUGGUUGGGGAUCGUCGUCUUACCGAGAUGUUCUUAGAGCAUGGUGCGGGCGAGAUGCCAAACGAUCGUGGUGAUGGCCCCGAAGAUCUGGCGAACGCCAACCAGCAUUUCCAGCUGCGCUCAAUGCUUGAAGUGGUGUCUGUGACAUUGUAA
Molecule: messenger RNA, 1761 nt
Organism: Symbiodinium natans
Lineage: Eukaryota; Dinophyceae; Suessiales; Symbiodiniaceae
Source: the annotation of a GenBank genome assembly